AUUAUUCAGUAAGUCACAUGAUGCCCGUCAAUCACCUGCAGCGUUGUUGUGCUGUGCCCGCCGCCAUAAUAGCCGUACGUCGGACUGACGCUAGACUGACAAUUCAAGAGCGGGUUGCCUCAAAACAGCUACUCCAGAUUCCUUGGCACCAUGCAACACUCUUCUGCUGGGGUUGAGGUUUCAACCCCAGAUGUAUCACAUAUGGUGACACAAGAUGCAGCAAAAGAAGAGAGUAAACCAUCAGCACAAGGAGUGAGCCAAGUAGUGACAAGUGCCUCAGCAGCUGCGGUGACGGAGGAUAUUCAGGCUCAACUUGAAAAGGACAAGAGACUCAUCUAUGGGCACCCUCUUUUUCCUCUGAUGGCUCAAUUAUUUGAGAAGUGUGAGCAAGCCACCCAGAGCACUGAUCCCCCAACCUCAGCAAGCUUUGAUGUGGACAUUGAAGAGUUUGUACAUCAGCAAGAUAGAACGGGCAAACCAUUCUUCAGUAAUGAUCCUGAAAUAGACAACCUGAUGGUGAAGGCAAUUCAGGUAUUACGCAUACACCUGCUUGAACUAGAGAAGGUCAAUGAACUGUGUAAAGACUUCUGCCAUCGUUAUAUAACGUGUCUCAAGGGGAAGAUGCAUAGCGACAUUUUACUUCGAGAUGACCGACAACCUGGAACAACAUUCUCUACAAGUCAAUUAUCACAGGAAGGUCAAGGGUCAUCACAGGGGCCAGAAAUGACCCCGCCUCAUCCAGUCACUCAACAGGUACACAUUCAGGUUCAGGCAUCUCCUCAGCAUGUACAUCCAGCUACAGCUGCAUCAGUAGCAGGUGGCACAUACAUCAUCCAACAACCAAAUACACAGUCAGUUCAAUCUGGCUCAACACAGCUUCAACAGGCACAGUUUCAAACAGUGCUGAACCAAGCAGGCCAAGUAGUCUAUGCUCCAGUCAUUCCACAGGGAGUAAUGGCACAACAAGGACUAGUCACCCAGGCUAUUCCAGGAACUGUGCAGUUACAGAGUACCCCCCAGCAGGGAGUAGGUGCUCAGUCAGUUGUGCCUGUCAUCCAUGGGUCUACUCCAAUAUCACAUAUAGGCAUUCCAUCAUCAGAACAGCAGAAUAUUACAUCAUUAUCAUACGCUGCCACAACGCCCACGAUAACCAGUGCAGGUGAUGACUAUGAUGAUAUGAAUGAACUUUUAAAUAAGAGAAAACCAAAGAGAGGUGUUCUUCCCAAGCAUGCCACCAACAUCAUGAGGUCAUGGCUCUUCCAACAUAUCGUGCAUCCGUAUCCAACAGAAGACGAGAAACGAAUGAUUGCAGCACAGACAAAUUUAACCUUACUACAAGUCAAUAACUGGUUUAUUAAUGCAAGGAGGAGAAUAUUGCAGCCUAUGUUAGAUGCUAGUAAUCCAGACCCCAGUACCAAGACAAAGAAAGUCAAGACACAGAGUCGACCUUCCACACAACGUUUUUGGCCAGAGUCAUUAGCCAACCUAGGUUCACCCAAUACAACGAGACCUAGUGGUGACACUGCAGCUUCAACAGAACUUGCAUCAUCGGUUCCAGUAGAACAGAUCACUUUAUCAGGGGAAACACUCUCAUCAAUGGUACGGGUACAUCAUUCCUCAUCCUCCUCGCCCCAGCUAGACGGUAUGUCAAAUGGAGAAGGAGGUCCCCUUACAGAAGAUGGAGACAAUGGCUCAGAAUUAUCCUCCAAUGAUGGUGUCAUGGGAUUAGACAGUGAUGAAGAGUCCUCAUAAAGGAACAGUCAGAUUGGUUUCUGCUAUUUCAUGAAGUGAUGGAUUGGGCUGUUAUGAGCAUUGCUGCUUCACUCUUCACAGUCUUGGUGGUGACACUGUUGGUCCAGAUUUGUGGAUAGCGGUAAGGAAAUACAUGCUGCUCUGCUUGACAUGGAUUCAGUCAGGUAUCAAAAGCUUCAGUGUCAACUUUUUAAGGUUUGAACUACAGCAAAUAGUGUCUUUUUGUAUUGGAUAUUGAAGUGACUUUGUCGAUAGUGUUAAAUUAAUAUGAAAUUUUGGCAGAUAACAAUAAGACAUCUUAGAAACUGAAGUGAAAGAGAUUGCAGGGCCAGGUGUCUGUUUUGGAUGGUACAUGAUUCCAGACACCAUAUGCACUCCUAUGGCAAUGGGUUCUUUGUUACUGGUCUGUUAAAGUUCCAGAUUUGUUAACCUGCUGCACUGCUACAUCGAUGGCACUGUAACAAAUGCCGCAAUAACCAACACUAAUGUGCUGAUCAUUUGGCAAUGAAUUUAUCUACAAGAAAAAUUGCUGAGCAGCGAUAACCAACUAUCGCUAUAACAACCAACCAGUAUACCUAACAAUCUCUUGUGAACACCAGUUUGUUUUAGUAACAUUGCAUACACAGAUAUGCAAGAAGGUAUAAACUACAUGUAUCACUACGUACGUAUUGUUGUUUGUAUGACACUCAUGUCUGCAGUCCAAAUCUUGAACAUCAGUUUCUGAGUACAUGUACAUUCAAUCUAUGUCAAAAUAUUCUGUCAAUUUAACUGCACUUCUGUAAGCAUCGUUAAUAUAGGGAGUCAAAAAACUAGGGAAAAAAAGUCUUGAUUCUACCAGAUAUGCUGUUGAGGAACAUGCAUGUAUUAAAAUGGACCUGAAGACCCUAUAAUGCAGACACAUGUCGGGCUCGUUACUGCAAUCUGCCCAAAGGUCUCAAGUCCUCAAGUCUGCUGCUGCUCCACAAGUCUGUAGCUGCUUGCUUUGAGUGAGUUCAACAUCAAGUACAAAUAUAUCUUGGGCAAAUAUUGAGUAUUGACACACACGUGUAUACCUCAUGAUUCAAUCAAUGUUCUGCAUAUUUAUGGAAAGAAUGGCUUAACUACACUGCAGACCACUGUAAAGCAGAAAUUGAUAAUGUGUGGAGAAUUCAAACUUUUAAUGACUAAAUUGAAUAAAAAACAUCCAGACACAAGUACAAUAAAAGACAAAGAUAAAUUGUAGGUUCUUUUUUGGUCUCAUUUAUAAAUGUCCUUUGUAAUAGGCUCUGUGGCUGCACUGUAAUUGUCAUUCUAAAACAAACCCCCUAUUUUUUUUCUUCAAAAAGGUGAUAUUCAAUGCAUUCUAGGUGUUAGAAAUAUGAUAAAUACACAGUACUACCAAAUCUACGAAGUUUUGUAAAAAAAUAAAAGAAAAAAACAAUAAAAAAGAGCCCAAUCCUUGUAGAAUAAAUACCCGAAAGCACUGAACAAUAUUUAACAAUAAAUAAUUUUACCAAUUACUCUUGUCUUUGUUUUAUGCAUUAAUUAUUUCAUACGUUCUGCCAAAUUUGUUUUGUUGACUGAUUUUCAUUCACAGAAUUUGACAAUACUUGUAACUUGUGAUUACAGAAAGGAAUAGUAACAAACCAACAGAUGUAAAACUCACACUUAUGGGCGUGGUGAAUUGGUUGUCACAUAUUGCAGGUGGUUACAUUGCACCUAAACCACCUGGCCUUGCAUUACUGUUCACCAUACUACAUUUCAUGGGUUGUCUUUGUGUUUCAGGUUUGAAAACUUUUCUUUCAAAACAUUUAGACUAAACCAAAAUGAGAAAAAACCAAGUGCAUUAUUAAGUGCAAGUCAAAAUCACAUGCAUUAGCCAUGCCACAAUGAAUACAUAUCAUUUGUUAUGGGCUUAAUCCUUGAAAUACUGCCAGAGCCUGGGCAGGACUUGAGGUGAUUUACAAAGCCAAAAACUCAGUUUAUAUGAACAUUUUUGGCAAUAUUAACGCCUUGUUUGGUCUGAGGACCACCUGUGCUGGUCUUAUAGUCUUGACAUUGCCUGUCUAUUUUCAGUACAUGUAAUGCACCAAAGAACUAUCAAGGCUUUGGUUGUCUUACAACUGUUAAACUCUAUUUCAACAGUGAUUAUUUUGGGGGUUCUUGGUUGUGUCACGAUAGUUGUUUUAUUUCCUUCAUUUCUGAUAUAGUUGAUCAUAUUUUCAUUAAAGGAAACAUACUGCAAAGUGU
Molecule: messenger RNA, 3981 nt
Organism: Patiria miniata (bat star)
Lineage: Eukaryota; Metazoa; Echinodermata; Asteroidea; Valvatida; Asterinidae
Product: homeobox protein PKNOX2-like
Exons: 9
Coding region: 151-1752 (533 amino acids)
Biological process (GO): regulation of transcription by RNA polymerase II
Molecular function (GO): DNA-binding transcription factor activity, RNA polymerase II-specific; RNA polymerase II cis-regulatory region sequence-specific DNA binding
Source: RefSeq, a predicted model, not a curated record